UUGUAUCCACAUUCAGGCUGUAAAGGGGGUAACACCCAUUUGCACCAAUCUGAUUUGCUCGACUUCAUUAAUCUUGAAGAUUCAGUCCUAGUUUCAACAUUGUGGAAAAGGAAAUGGCACCCUAUUACAGUGAUACAUGACUGUAAUAAUUGUUGCCUGAAAGAGAUCCAUCGCGUUCUCAAACCGGGAGGUGUAUUUGGAAUGGUGGAGAUUGACGGAACAUCCAACAUUUACGAAGACAAGAAGGUGUUCGGAGAAAUGGCUACGCUUGAAUAUGCAAUCUCGUUGUUCAAUUGCUUGGCAAUUGGAAGUAACGCAAAAGACGCACUUUGUCUUGGCUCGAUGUGGGGAAGAAAGCGAGCGAAAAAGCUGCUCAAUAAUGCAGGUUUCCAUGACGUCGACAUCAUUCCAACUCCAUAUUUCGAGAGCAACGUUCUUUAUCUUUGCAGAAAAGAAUGAAA
This is a messenger RNA of Cylicostephanus goldi, 461 nucleotides long. The record is from the annotation of a GenBank genome assembly. Lineage: Eukaryota; Metazoa; Nematoda; Chromadorea; Rhabditida; Strongylidae.